This is a messenger RNA of Electrophorus electricus (electric eel), 5302 nucleotides long. Lineage: Eukaryota; Metazoa; Chordata; Actinopteri; Gymnotiformes; Gymnotidae. The record is from RefSeq and is a predicted model, not a curated record.
GCAGCUGUACGUUCGACACGCCUCCAUCAGCUGCAAUUUGCAGAACGUCCUGAUCUGGGACCAGGAAAACGGGCUACCGAGCGAAGGGCGUCCUAUUGAAUUCCGAAGUGUCAUUUCCUGUACGUUAAGGACGCUCUGAAUAAGGAGUCAAUAUGUCACGGAGUAAACAAACUCGAGUGCUGGUCCUUAAUGACAUGGAGAAACUCGACAGGACCCUUUUCCGUUUGGAACAAGAGUUCGAGCUGCAGUUUCGGCUGGGACCCACCCUCCAGGGGAAGCAUGUGUGUGUGCAUACCAACUACCCAACCGAGGGAGUGCGCUUUGAUCGGCACAGGUACCACACACUCGAGUGGGUCAACCCAACCGGCCGGGAGGACGACUCGGACAAGUUCUGCUCCCUCAAGCUGCAGAUUGCUGGAUCUUACCACUAUUACUUUGGGCAUGGAGAUGACGAGAAAGUGGGAGGGGGUUACAUAGUGGUGGAUCCCGUGCUCCGUGUUGGAGCAGACAACCACGUCUUGCCCCUGGACUGCAUCAGCAUCCAGACGUACCUGGCCAAGUGCCUGGGCCCCUUGGAUGAAUGGCUCGACAGGCUCAUGGUAGCCAAACAGGCAGGCUAUAACAUGGUCCACUUCACACCGCUGCAGACGCUGGGUAAAUCUCGGUCCUGCUACUCUCUGGCCGACCAACUGCAGCUGAACCCCGAGUUCUCUCGGCCUGGCCAAAAUUACACCUGGACUGAUAUGGCUGCACUGGUGGAGAAGAUGAAGAAGGAGUGGAAUAUGCUUUGCAUUACUGAUGUGGUCUACAACCAUACAGCUGCUAAUAGUGCCUGGAUCAAGAAUCACCCGGAGUGUGGCUACAAUCUUGUGAACUCGCCCCACCUCCGGCCCGCGUGGGUGCUGGAUAGAGCCCUGUGGUAUGUGACCUGUGACAUCGCCGAUGGCAAAUACGCUCAGCGCGGGGUCCCGGCUGUUGUAGAGACGGACCACCACCUUAACGUGAGUGCCAUCCGUGGAAUCUUCUGGCAGGAUGUGUUUCCCAAAAUUAAGUUAUGGGAGUACUUUCAAGUCAAAGUUGAACCAGCAGUGGAGAAGUUCAGAACUUUGCUCCAAAGCGGGGCCAAGCCUGAUGGGAGCAAAACCGAUGGCAAGAAGCAGCUCAGGAUAAUCCAGGACCCUCAGUACCGACGCUUUGGAAGCAUGGUGGACAUGAAUUCAGCCCUGGAAAUCUUUGUCCCAAAUGGGAACAGUCCGGGGGCCAUCGAGGACUGCUGCAACUGGCUCAAAAAGAGACUGGAAGAGCUGAACAGUGAACAGUACAAAGAGAUCAGCUAUCAUCAGGAGCAGGCUGUUAACUGUUGCAUGGGUACCGUGUGUUAUGAGCGUCUGGCCGGUCAUGGCCCCAAAAUGGGUGCCGUCACCAGAAAGCAUCCCCUAGUUACAAGGUACUUCACGUUCCCGUUUAAAGAGACGACCCUGGAGCAGGAUCUGCUGCUCAUGGACCAGCCAGAAAAAGCAUGUCACUUCCUGGCCCACAAUGGAUGGGUGAUGGGGGAUGAUCCGCUGAGGAACUUUGCUGAACCAGGCUCUAACGUCUAUGUGAGGAGGGAGCUGAUCUGCUGGGGCGACAGCGUGAAGCUCCGCUACGGCAACGGCCCUGAAGACUGCCCCUACCUGUGGGCUCACAUGCAGAAGUACACGGAGAUCACGGCCAAGCACUUCACGGGCGUCCGGCUGGACAACUGCCACUCCACACCGCUGCACGUGGCCGAGGCCAUGCUGGCUGCAGCCAGGGCGGUCAGGCCCAAUCUGUAUGUGAUAGCCGAGCUGUUUACUGGCAGCGAACUGAUUGACAAUGUGUUUGUAAACCGGCUGGGAAUAACCAGUCUCAUCCGAGAGGCGAUGAGUGCCGGCGACAGUCAUGAGGAGGGCCGGCUGGUGUACCGUUAUGGUGGUGAACCCGUGGGAGCCUUUGUCCAGCCUAGCCUCCGACCUCUCGUACCCAGCAUCGCCCACGCCAUGUUCCUGGAUGUCACCCAUGACAACGAGUGCCCCAUCCAGACUCGCUCAGCAUUCGACUCGUUGCCCAGUUCUGCGAUCGUCUCCAUGGCCUGCUGUGCCACGGGAAGCACCCGCGGCUACGAUGAGCUCGUGCCCCACCAGAUCUCAGUGGUGUCAGAGGAGCGUUUCUACCAGAAGUGGAACCCCCAGGCUGAGCCCUCCAAGCCUGGAGAGGUCAGCCUGCAGUCAGGUAUCAUAGCUGGCAAGCUGGCACUCAACCGGCUGCACCAGGAGCUGGCAGCCAAUCGUUUCAACCAGGUGUUUGUGGACCAGGUGGAUGAGGACAUUGUCGCAGUGACACGUCACUGUCCCAGCUCGCACCAGUCAGUUGUGGCUGUGUGUCGCACCGCUUUCCAGAACCCCAAGCACCACAGCUACUCGGAUGAGGUUCCUCCCAUGUUCAUCCCUGGUAAGAUCGAGGAGGUGGUACUGGAGGCACGCACGAUUGAGAGGCAGGCUGGCUCCUACGUGAAAGACAUGAAGAGCAUUAACGGCCUACCUGGGUUCACCGUGGAGAUUAAAGAACACAUCCAGCUGAAGGACAGUGGGGUGGUGAAGCAGGCAGGGGUGACGUCCCGAGGGCGGAGUGAGUUUGUGCAGGAGAUCGUGUUUGAGCGCCUCACGCCUGGCAGUGUCAUCGUUUUCAGGGUAAGUCUGGACCCUAAAGCCCAGGAGCUCGUUGGGGCCCUGAGGAACCUCCUCGUUCAGUUCAACCCACACUACCAGGCAGGCAGUGUGCGGGAUGAGAAUGCCCCAGCCAUACUGAAGACCCCACUGGCACAAAUAAUUGAGAAGCUGACUCUGGCAGACAUGAACGUGCUGAUGUUUCGCUGCGAAGCAGAGGAGAAGGAAGAUGGAGGAGGCUGUUACAAUAUCCCUGGCUGGACCAGCCUCAAGUAUGCUGGCCUGCAAGGCCUGAUGUCAGUGAUGAGUGACAUCCGUCCCAAUAAUGAUCUGGGUCACCCCUUCUGUGACAACCUGAGGCAGGGUGACUGGAUGAUCGACUACGUGAGUAACCGGCUGGUGUCUCGGGGAGGAGUGCUCGGAGAGGUGGGACAGUGGUUUCAGGCCAUGUUCAGUUACCUGAAACAUAUCCCUCGCUACCUCAUCCCCUGCUACUUCGAUGCCAUCAUGGUUGGGGCCUACACCACUGCCCUGGAUGCUACUUUCAAACAGAUGUCUAGUUUCAUCCAGAAAGGCUCGACCUUUGUGCGUCUGCUGGCCCUGGGCUCGGUACAGAUGUGUGGCGUGGGCCGUUAUCCCGCCCUGCCCCCGCUCUCUCCUGCACUGCCCGGCAUCCCCUACCGCACCAAUAGCAUCACCAAGCAGAAAGAACAGUGCUGUGUCUCCAUGGCAGCAGGUUUGCCUCAUUUCUCUUCUGGAAUUUUCCGCUGCUGGGGUAGAGACACGUUCAUCGCCCUGCGGGGACUCCUGCUUGUUACCGGGCGUCAUCUAGAGGCCAGGAACAUCAUUCUGUCCUUUGCCGGGACACUAAGGCAUGGCCUGAUCCCCAACCUGCUGGGCGAGGGCGUGGCAGCCCGCUACAACUGCCGCGACGCAGUCUGGUGGUGGCUGCAGUGUGUCCAGGACUACUGCAAAAUGGUGCCCAACGGGACGAGCAUCCUCCAGUGCCUCGUGUCCAGGAUGUACCCCACUGACGACUCACAGCCUCAAGCCCCCAGCACACUGGACCAACCCCUGUACGAGGUGAUACACGAGGCCCUGCAGCGACACAUGGAGGGCAUCGAGUUCCGAGAGAGGAACGCUGGGCCACAGAUCGACCGCAACAUGAGAGAUGAAGGUUUCAGCAUCGUGGCCAAGGUGAAUCCCGACACUGGCUUUGUGUAUGGCGGCAAUCGUUUCAACUGUGGCACCUGGAUGGAUAAAAUGGGCGAGAGUGAAACGGCUCGCAACAAAGGCAUACCCGCUACACCUAGGGAUGGCUCAGCAGUGGAGAUUGUGGGCCUGUGUAAGUCUACCUUGCGCUGGCUGGUGGAGCUCCACAAGCAGGGCCAUUUCCCCCACACCACCAUGACCAUCCACAGAGACGGUAAACAACGCACCGUGUCCUAUGAAGACUGGAACCAAAAGAUCCAGAAUAACUUUGAGAAAAUGUUCUAUGUGUCUCAUGACCCCAACGACCCCAAUGAGAAGCACCCGAAGCUGGUCCACAAGAGGGGCAUUUACAAAGACAGUUUCGGCGCCUCCAGCUCCUGGUGCGACUACCAGCUCAGACCCAACUUUACAAUCGCCAUGGUGGUGGCUCCAGAGCUGUUUACUGUGGAGAGGGCCUGGGGGGCUCUGGAUAUUGUUGAAAAGAAGCUUCUUGGACCACUUGGAAUGAAGACAUUAGAUCCAGAUGACAUGGUUUACUGUGGCAUUUAUGACAACUCGCUAGACAACGACAACUACAACCUAGCCAGAGGCUUCAACUACCACCAAGGCCCUGAAUGGCUUUGGCCAGUAGGCUACUUCUUACGUGCCAAGUUAUAUUUUGCCAAGAAGCUUGGGAAGGAUACUUAUGACAAGACAGUGUUCCUGGUGAAGAAUGUUCUCUCUCGUCAUAAUGUCCACUUGGAAAGGUCACCCUGGAAGGGUCUGCCAGAGCUGACCAAUGAGAAUGGUCAAUACUGCCAAUUCAGCUGCGAGACACAAGCCUGGUCCAUCGCCACUAUUAUGGAGGUCCUCUACGAUAUGUGAGCUUUCAGGGGCUCAGGGCCACCUGCCUAAAGUCUUCCUGAAUGCUUUCUUCUGGUUGCACCUUGGCUUCUUGGAGCCAGUAAAAACAAUACACGAUCCAAUAUAUGCACUGUGAGGGACCGAAAGUCAAUUGCGCAAACCUGUGCUAUUUGAGUGUUGUUCAGAUAUCUGAUCCUAGGUUUUAACCUUCUUAGUGUAUUUCAAAACAAGAAUAUAUGAGGUAAUAACCCUUGAGUACUAGUUCCUCUAACAAAGAAUUUAAGUUUCAUGGGCAUGAGGGCCAUAAUCCUAUUGCUGGUUAUGUGACUGUGUUUCUGUAGUUAUGGUAGCAUAUGACCUAUUACCAUGUGUUUACUUGUUGAAGGCUGGGCAUCAUCUGUGAACUACUGUUUCUGUUAUAUAUGUGAAUGUAUUUAAAAAGAAAUGUAAAAUUAGAACAUUUCUUUUGAUGUUGGAGACUUGUAUCAUGGAUCUUGUUUGCAGCUCUGAGAUGAGCGAACAGGAGAAUUACAAAUAAACCACCAAGAGACCCAGAGUGA